This is a messenger RNA of Tachysurus fulvidraco (yellow catfish), 4185 nucleotides long. It is a transcript of the gene st14b, whose product is annotated as ST14 transmembrane serine protease matriptase b. Gene Ontology annotation, biological process: proteolysis; acrosome reaction. The record is from RefSeq and is a predicted model, not a curated record. The coding region runs from base 174 to 2726 and encodes 850 amino acids. Lineage: Eukaryota; Metazoa; Chordata; Actinopteri; Siluriformes; Bagridae. The transcript has 19 exons. Gene Ontology annotation, molecular function: serine-type endopeptidase activity; protein binding.
UUUACACUGCAGAACAGGUUCAAUAGAAAGCAGCUACACACCUUUACGCUGUUGGACAGGUUCAUUACAGAACAUAAGGGAAAUUGUUGUAGAUCUAACCAGAAACAUUGUUUUACUUGAUUUUAUGGUUCCUUGGCUUCAACCUUCAAAGUUUUCUGCAUCCAGUGAAUAAUAUGGACUCUCUCGGGAAUGGAACUAAAGACAGCCUGAAAUCCCCGGAUGAUCUCUUGGAACCAUCAGCGCAAUUUCUCCCUACAUCUGAUGCUAAGAAGUUAAAGAAGAAGAGAUUAUCUGUGAGAAUUGUCUUAGUAAUCAUCCUGAUCAUACUGGCAGCAGUGGCUGCACUGUUAACAGGUGUACUAGUGUGGAACUUUCAUUUGAGAACCGAUGUAAGAAUUAAGAAGGUCUUUGCUGGUUCUCUGACAGUCGCCAAUCUGAUAUUUAUAGACUCGUAUGAGGAUGGCAACAGUGCUCAUUUUAAUAAUCUGGCCUCUGACCUCUCCAAACAAAUGAAAAAAAUGUACAGCAAUGUGCCAUUACUCUUCAAAUAUUAUGUCAGCUCCAGUAUUAAAGCAUUCAGUGAAUCCAGUGAUGGCAUGGUUAUAGCCUACUACAUGUCUGAGUUCAGUGUGCCAGAGGCUCAGGUAUCUGCUGUGGAUGAAGCUAUUGAGUCAUUCAUGCAUACCAUGGGGCCAGGACAAACACGGAGGCUUUCUCACAAGCCAACCAAUGAUCUGCUUAUUAACAAUAUGAUGUCUGCAGCUGUUGAUCCUCGCUUGGUUAAUUCAACUUUGAAAGGUCACUAUAAGAAAUCCCACCACUCUCGUGCGGGUGAAACGGACAUUAUCCAGUCUCCAGGCUUUCCUGACUCUCCCUACACCUCUAACAGCUACACCGAGUGGCAGCUCCGUGCCGACCCCAAUCACAGACUUCGGCUGGAGUUUACAGUGGUAGACCUGGAGAAUGAUUGCCGCAAUGAUUUCAUUAGAGUGUAUGAUUCUCUUAUCCCCAGUGAGAGUCAUGUCAUGGCAGAGAAAUGUGGAACCUCCACCCUCGGGGAGCAGCUGGUUUUACUGUCUUCUGGAAAUGUCAUGUUAGUUACUCUGGUUACAAAUGAAGAAAAUAAUUUCCCAGGCUUCAGAGCAAAAUACUCUCAAGUGCCUGCAGAAAUCCAAGCAUGUGGUGGGAAACUAACCGGGAUGAAAGGCACCUUUACAUCUCCUGGCUUUCCCUCCAGUUAUCCUCCUCAGACCCAGUGUGUUUGGAACAUUAAAGUUCCAGAGGGAAAACACAUCAUAAUAAAUUUCAACAAGUUUUCACUGACUGAUCCAGGACAGAGUCCAGAAAACUGUACUAAAGAUUACCUGGAGGUUAAUGGCAACAGGAUGUGUGGAGAAAAAUUUGAAAUCAUACCCCUCGUCAUCAAGACAGAUAAGGCAGAUAUAAAAUUCUUCUCUGACAUGUCUUAUGUAGACAAGGGCUUCUCUGCAGAGUUUGAAGCCUUCAAACCCUUCGAUCGUUGUUCUGAAAAAUUCCACUGUGAAAAUGAUGCCUGUGUUUCUUCGAAGCUUCGCUGUGAUGGCUAUGAUGACUGUGGAGAUAUGAGCGACGAGAAGAACUGCGUCUGUGAUGAGUCUCAAAUCAGAUGUAAGAAUGGCUUCUGCAAACCCAAAUACUGGCACUGUGACAGUGUUAAUGACUGUGGUGACAAUACAGAUGAGGAGAACUGUGGUUACUGUAAAACUGGGGAAGAGGCCUGUCGAAAUGGCCACUGUAUCUCAGAGGAGAAGAAGUGCGAUGGCCAUAAUGACUGUGAGGAUGGUACAGAUGAAUCCAUGUGCACUAAAUCUAUAGUCCUCACUUGCUCCGAGUUUACCUUCAAGUGUAAGAACAACAUGUGCAUCAGCAAGCAGAACCCAGAAUGUGAUGGGCACAUAGAUUGUGAGGAUGGUUCAGAUGAAGAAGGCUGUGAAUGUGGUAUGAGGCCAUACCAGUCCUCUCAGAUUGUGGGUGGUAAUGCGGCCAGUGAAGGCAGUUGGCCGUGGCAGGUUAGUCUUCACCUGAAGGACAGAGCUCAUGUGUGUGGAGCAUCGUUAAUCAGCAACCUCUGGCUCGUCACAGCUGCACACUGUAUACAAGAGACCGACCGAUAUUCUUGGCCAGAAGAAUGGGAUGUCUAUCUGGGGCUGCACAGUCAGUUUGAGACCAACACAGCCAACACAGUACAGAAGAGUGUAAAGCAAAUCAUCUGUCAUCCUGAGUACAACCCCCUGCAGCACAAUAAUGACAUCGCGCUGAUGGAGCUGGACAGCCCUGUGACCCUCAGCCAGUAUAUUUGGCCUAUCUGCCUACCUUCAGCAACACAAGUGUUACCAACAGGCCAGUCUGUGUGGAUCACAGGUUGGGGCAAAACCAAAGAGGAAGGACAAUUGGCGACAGUGCUGCAGGAAGCAGAGGUGCGUAUCAUCAACGAAACAGUUUGCAGUCAGCUGAUAGAAGAUGAGCUCACACCUCAGAUGAUCUGUGCAGGAGUUCUGACAGGAGGAGUGGAUGCCUGUCAGGGUGACUCGGGUGGACCCAUGUCCUUUGUAGACACAAUAAGUGGACGUUCGUUUCUUGUCGGGGUCGUGAGCUGGGGUGAAGGCUGUGGUCGAAAGGGAAAGCCUGGCAUUUACACACGGGUCACCAAGUACCGCAGCUGGAUCCGAGAGGAGAGUGGGGUAUAAAAUGCACAUUUGUUGAGUGUGCCCACUCCUGAAGGACACUCUAGAUUUACAAUUACAGCAUUUAGCAGACACCCUUAUCCAGAGCAACUUACAUUUUAUCUUGCUUUUAUACAUCUGAGCAAUUGAGGGUUAAGGGCCUUGCUCAGGGGCCCAGCAGUGGCAGCUUGUUGGACGUAGGAAUCGAACUCACGACCUUCCAAUUGGUAUCCCAACACCUUAACCACUAGGCUACCACAUCUAGAUCAGUCCCUCCUGACCCCGUAGAAAUAACAUAACCUUUUUGAGUCUUAGACUCAAACUUAAACUUAGACUCAUAUCUAUAAGAAAAUAAAAAACAACUUCACUUCCAAUUAAACUCCCCUUUUUCUAAUGCACCCUCUCAUGUUUUUUUUUGGGGUUUUUUUUAAAAAAAAAAUGGGUUAAAUUCCCCUUUGAAGUCACAAUCAAACAGGUCCUGUUCAUUUUUUUUUACUGUCUUCUGUCUGAUUUGAAUUGCAAAAGGCCAGUUUAAAAAGUAUUCAGCCUCAGGUGUUAUUACCUAUGUUAUGUUAUUUAACAUUUUUCAGGUGUGAUAUAUACUGUAUAAACACUAUAGCUAUAUAUGUAUGUAUGUAUGUAUGUAUGUAUGUAUGUAUGUAUGUAUGUAUGUAUGUAUGUAUGUAUGUAUGUAUGUAUGUAUGUAUGUAAGUAUGUAUAGGUUUUUAUAGAUCCUGCAUAUUGCUGUUUGUUUUUAUUUUUUUUUUUAAAUAUGGUUUAUUGUUUAAUACAUCAGUUUUUUAAAAUGAGUUCAGGGAUUAUUUUAUAACUGGUGCUGAUUGUAAAAUGUCUUAAAAUGUUAUAUGCGAUGUAUAGAUAAUAUGAAAAGUAAAACAAGGGUAAAUUCCUGCUGUAUUGUGUGUUUCUGUUCAUUUCCAUCUUAGAUCUAUGUCACUAAACAGACUUGUUAUUCAUUAGUAAUUUUGGUAGCUAUGCAUUUUCUUUGGUGGAGAAAAAUGUCAUUAAAAAAACAAAUUACAGAUUUGUCUCCUACGGCUUUAAACUGUGAGAUGUUUAAUGUUUUAGAUUGCAAACCACAUAGAAUUUUGUGGUCUAUUACGCAUUUAAUGGUGUCUAAUGGCAAACCAAGUGGACUUUUUUAUUAUUUAUAUUAGCAAUGAUGCUGUAUUUCUCUGUGUUUAAAAAGAGACAAUAUACACAAUAUAUACAAAUUGUUUAUAUGCUGGAUAAAGAAUGAGCUCUGGACAUAAAACCAUUGGUUUCUGAUGAAAAUGGUUGAUGGAUUCAGUAAACACAUACUUAUUAAGAGAAUUGUGUUAUAUAUAAACAUGGACAAUGUAGCCUACAGUACGUUUGAUUAUUACUAAGAUGUACAGACGCAAUUCACCUGAAUUUGCAUUCCCACAAUGUGCAUUUUUAUUAUAUAUGUAUAAUAAUAAAUGUAUGUAUUCAUCUUUUCGUA